Molecule: messenger RNA, 3932 nt
Organism: Biomphalaria glabrata
Lineage: Eukaryota; Metazoa; Mollusca; Gastropoda; Planorbidae
Exons: 19
Coding region: 407-3274 (955 amino acids)
Molecular function (GO): protein binding
Source: RefSeq, a predicted model, not a curated record
CAGUAAUGCACCCAGUUGAAGCAGACGACAGGUGGUGUGUUUUUGGAUAUAAUAUUCGAUCUCUGUAGAAAUAAAUUCAGUUUGACUAUUAUUAUAUUUGAUAUUGUCGAAUGGAUUUAGAGCUUUCUUUAAGUGUUUGAUAAACAAAUUUAGUUUGCGACUUUAACAUUUCGCUAUUUUGGAGUUUAUCUAUAGUGAAAAUUCUGAAACCACACCAAGAAUGAAAUCUCAAUAACACUUUUGGGCAAAACAAAUACAGAAAGAACAAAUUAUUUUGUUUCAAAAAUAUCACUUUAAAAGUUCAAAGACUAAAAAAAAACAGUUUCAAAUAUGUGAUUAGUCAGAGAAACUCUUAGAGCACAAUGUUGUUUGUCCACUAGUCCUGGGGUCCGAGAUUAACGUCAUUAUGUACACUAGGAAAGAUAAAAGUCCAAGACUUCUGACCCCUGGAUUUGAACAUUUGAACAAUUUUGUGCUUUUCGAUGAUGGCGGGGAUGUUUUCGUCAAAAAGAUUGACCAGGACGAGUCACUGACCACCAACCUGGUUCAGUUUACGAAAUGUUCCUUGUCAGAAGAUUGUACGUACUACACAAUGACCAUCAAAUCGAUCACAGAAGGUGAAUUCGUUAUGUUUGGCUUGACCAACAGAUGUGUUCCUGGCAAUCCUAUGUGGACCAUUGACCGUUCAGUGCGUUACCAUAGCAACGACGGAGGCAUAUUCAAUGGCGGUCUUGGAAUUAAGACCUAUCAUCCUUACACUAUAGGAGACCGUGUCACCUGUAGGCUGGAUUAUACAGGACCAGAUCGUUGUCUUAUUAAUUUCCUGAAGAAUGACCAUUUGAUCUACAGACAGUGGGUGAAUCUUCCACCCGGCCAACUGUAUCCAACCAUAGGAUUGUCCAGAACGGAAGCCAAACUGAGGGUUGAUUGGCCCAGACCUGGCAAAGGAGACAUUGACAUAAAGAAGGAGCUGACCUCCAACUGGUUUGGUUGGACGGGGAUAUCAAGAGAUGAUGACAAAAAGGUGGUCACUCUGACAGAAGCAGACAAGGAAGUGGAGAGAACAGCUUAUAAUAUCCAAUGUCCAGUGGCCUUCAGUCAAAAUUUCACCUAUUUUGAGGUAGAGGUCGUCAACAAAUCGCAGGACGUCAGUGGCCCAGGCUGCAAUUCAAUUGGACUAGUCCCUGGCAACUGUGAACCUUUUAUUAUGCCAGGCUGGGCAGCGUGUUCAAUAGGCUAUCACAAUGAUGACGGGAUACUUUAUUGUGACGGAGAAGAACAAAAAGUGGAAACGACGAGCUUAAAAAUGUGCAAACCUGGCGAUAAGAUGGGCUGUGGCAUUGUCUUCCCAGAGAUCGAGUCACGUCACUUCCGGGAGCCUAUUCUUGUGCUCGUGUACUUUACCAAGAACGGGGAGCUAGUGUACAAGAAAAGGACGAGGCAGCCGAGGGGCGGAUUCUUUCCGUGUGUUGGGUUUCACAAGCAAGGUGAUUCCGUCAAGCUAAUACUCGACUGCCAGCCCCCAAAGUCUUUCCACCAAGAACUGGUCACAGCAUUGAACUCUGCUGACGUCACAGCGGAUUUCCGAUGCAGUGAACUAAUAGAGUUCAGUGAGUUGGCGCCGAGCUCGGCCACGUUCACUCUGACUGACUCGGACGAUCACCCGCAACUAGUCCAGUACCUGAGAUACCCUCUCUCAGAUGUAGGGGAUGGAUUCCAUAUAGAGGUGUUACAGUUAGCUUCUAGUACAGAUAUUCAGCUGGGCAUAUCACUUUCUGGUCAUCCAAUGGAAGGAAGCUUUCUGGGGUCAAAUGUCACAUCCUGUGGCUACCAGUUAAAGAUUGGAAGUUUAACCAGCAAGGACGGCACAAGGACUGUAGCAAAGUGGACAGGACAGAGGGAGAUCAUCUCUUGUUAUUUGGAUUAUAAAGAUGAAGUCAUCGCCAUCCUUUGUUUCAAGAACAAUUCAGGGGAGAUGAUCGGGCGUGCAACUGUUGCUCUGAACGGCCAAGUGAGUGGUCUGCUGGCGUCAGUUGUCAUGCUGUCAGGACCUUGCACCAUCCGGAUGAAUUGGUCUAGGUCUCUUUACAAUACUCUUAAUCUGGACAGAGCAUGGGGAGAAGCUGACCAAUGGCUGAGACCUCUUGGGGUGAUAGCCACUAAAAACAAACUGACUCUCAAAAGCGCCAACAGCUAUUCGUUUGCAGCCAACGCCCAGUGCCGACAGCCGAUGUUGACAGGAUCCUCUUUUUUUAGCAUCAAACUCCUAUCUGGUGACAGUCUUCCUGGCAUUGGGCUCAGCAAGGCGGUCAGUGAUGUGAACAAUGUGCUUGGGUCAGAGUCUGGUGAGGUCAGCUUCCUUCCUUCUACUGGAGACUUGAUCAUUAACAAUACCAAGUGGCGUCUGAUAUCUCCACCAACUUUUACCAAGGGAGACAUCCUCCAGUGUGGAAUGAUCUUCACGGGGGCCGACAGAGCAGCUCAGAAGGGGGUGGUCUACUUCUGCCUCAACGACCAGCCAUUCUAUCACUGUCCGUUCAACGUGGCUUACGGUGGUGUCUACCCAACAAUAGUCUUCCCAUCAUCAGGGAGCAGUGCAGAAAUUCUACAAACCAGUCGGAGCCAGCCAAUACCAGAACAUGUUGCUGCCGAGUGGCUUAACAAUGACACCAUGGAAGGUGUAGUACCGCACGUGGCAUCUGAAAUGCUGAAGAAAGACGCCUACGUUGACGACAAUAUGGCGGACGGAGCAGACGGUCUUUUUGUCAUUGAAUCAACCCAGUCUGAUAGACACAUUUAUCUCAGCCAUACAGUUAGAGAUAAAGAGAGAAUUGAGCCGUUUAUAAAUGUACUUCGAAGGCACUACAGGAACUACGAGUUUGAAACUUCAGCCAGCUGUGUCGGGAUGACCAACAAGCAAGAAGCCAUUCAGAAGUCUGAGCUGAUCGUCAUCUUCAUGUCAGACUUGUACAGCGAGAGCCAUGAAAUGGUGUUGGAGUACUCUUGUUUCGGAGGCAAACCAGUGAUCUUGGCAGCAGACAGUAGGAUGACCUGGCCCCCACAAAACUAUUUCAUAGAUGACCCAAACGUUGCCAGACUCCCAAGGGUCUUCAUUGACACAGUCCAGGAUCAUGAGAGUGUGAACAACCUCAUCAAUUUAAUGAACGAUCUUCUGGAUGGAAUGAAUGAAAAAGAAGCCAAGAGUAUUAUGAAAAAAGGAAGAGGUAAGAAAUUGGGCCAGAUGAAUUCAUCCUCGACUUGCCAGAUUUUCUAGCAGAGAAUUCCUUAUUGAUAAAAUCAAUGAAACGACUAAAAACUUACCAUGUGUUGUGCAAUCAAAGGGAAGAAUCGAUAAUGAUCUGUAAAUGUAGAUCUAGAUCUUUGUAUAUGUAUUUUAUGUUACGGAACUAAAUCUUUUGGGGAUUUUCAUUUUAAAGGUUCUUCACGGUAAUCUGCUCUUGGUUUUCAAACUUGAGUUUUAUUUGAUGCUACAGUGCUUAAAUAAGAAGCAAAAGUUAUUAGGUGAUUUUCAAAAAUGUAAACUCUUAUAAGUCUAUGUGUAAAGUAUUCUGUGCAUCGGAGACACCAAAAAGCUUGCUAUUUAUAGAUUCACCUUAAUUUCAUGAACAUCUCCAAUUCACUUUCCAUGAGCCUGUGUUUUGUAAAGGUCUAUUUCGUGAACGUGUGGUGCCCCGGCUUCUUAUUUGAAAUGCUAUUUACACAAUAAUGUGUCCAAUGGAAAUAAACCUUUGUACAUAAAAUAAUUGCUUUGACUUUGUAGUAGUAAAUAAUAUAAUGUGGAAUCUUUCAACUAUUUCUACUCUGCACGAUCAAAACUUUUCAAGCUUGUUGUUUGUUUGUAUUAUAAUGUUACUCUUUUGUAAAAGACAAAGUGUUUCAAAUUAUAUGUCUAAAAAUUCACUGAUGUUAAA